This is a messenger RNA of Phyllopteryx taeniolatus (common seadragon), 3390 nucleotides long. RefSeq names its product guanine monophosphate synthase (gene gmps). Gene Ontology annotation, cellular component: cytosol. Bases 121 to 2193 code for a protein of 690 amino acids. Gene Ontology annotation, biological process: GMP biosynthetic process. Gene Ontology annotation, molecular function: ATP binding; GMP synthase activity; GMP synthase (glutamine-hydrolyzing) activity. The record is from RefSeq and is a predicted model, not a curated record. The transcript is spliced from 16 exons. NCBI's taxonomy places the organism in Eukaryota, Metazoa, Chordata, Actinopteri, Syngnathiformes, Syngnathidae.
CUCUCUCUCUCUCUCUCUCUCUCUCUCUCUCUCUCUCUGUCUGUCUGCCUGCCUCCUCCCUCUCUCCUACGGAGCGAGAACAGCAAGGCGAACGCUCAUUCCACCACACGGCAGUCCUCCAUGGCUAUGUGCAACGGAGACAGCAAGCUGCAGAUCGGCAGCGUGGAGCAGAAUGGGUCGUAUGAAGGAGCCGUGGCCAUCCUGGAUGCUGGCGCCCAGUACGGCAAGGUCAUCGACAGACGUGUGCGAGAGCUGUGUGUACGCGCAGAGAUCCUCCCGUUGGAGACACCGGCCUUUGCUAUUAGAGAACAAGGUUACAGGGCAAUCAUCAUUUCAGGGGGACCUGCUUCUGUGUAUGCAGAGGAUGCACCAUGGUUUGACCCUGCUAUAUUCACUGUAGGAAAGCCAGUCCUGGGGAUUUGCUAUGGAAUGCAGAUGAUGAAUAAAGUUUUUGGUGGUACAGUUCACAAAAAAUGUGUACGGGAAGAUGGGGUGUUCAAUAUUGGAGUGGACAACACCUGCUCACUCUUCAGAGGCCUUCAGAAGGAGGAAGUGGUUCUGCUGACCCAUGGAGACAGUGUGGAUAAAGUGGCUGAUGGCUUUAAAGUGGUGGCCCAAUCAGGAAACAUCAUUGCUGGUAUUGCCAAUGAGCAGAAGAAGCUGUAUGGAACUCAGUUUCACCCCGAGGUAGACUUGACAGAGCGUGGCAUGGAGAUGCUUCGCAACUUCCUCUUUGAGAUUGCAGGAUGCCCAAGUAACUUUACUGUCCAGAACCGCCAGCAGGCCUGCAUCAGUGAAAUCAUAGAAAAAGUCGGCAAGUCCAAAGUGUUGGUGCUGUUGAGCGGGGGCGUUGACUCAACCGUAUGCACAGCCCUCCUCAACAAAGCUUUGAACCAGGACCAAGUGAUUGCAGUUCACAUUGACAAUGGCUUCAUGAGGAAGAGGGAGAGCCAGAGCGUAGAGGAGGCCCUCACAAAACUGGGCAUCAAACUCAAAGUGGUGAAUGCCUCACACACUUUCUACAAUGGAACAACAACACUUCCCAUUUCGGAGGAGGACAGAACUCCCCGGAAAAGGAUCAGUAAGACCUUAAAUAUGACCACCAACCCCGAAGAGAAAAGAAAAAUUAUUGGGGAUACAUUUGUCAAGGUGGCAAAUGAGGUGAUAGGAGAGAUGAAUCUAAAACCAGAAGAGGUUCUUUUAGCUCAGGGUACCCUGAGACCAGAUCUCAUUGAGAGCGCCUCUCAUCUUGCCAGUGGGAAGGCAGAGGUCAUCAAAACACACCACAAUGACACAGAGCUCAUCCGCAAACUCAGAGAUGAGGGAAAAGUUAUCGAACCAUUGAAAGAUUUCCAUAAAGAUGAGGUUCGAGCACUCGGGAGAGAAUUGGGCCUGCCAGAGGAGAUAGUCUCGCGGCACCCUUUCCCUGGUCCUGGUCUGUCCAUCAGAGUUAUUUGUGCAGAGGAGCCGUACAUCUGCAAAGAUUUUGCUGAAACCAAUAACAUCCUCAAAAUUGUCACAGACUUCUCUGCUAGCGUCAAAAAGCCACAUGCCUUGCUGCAGAGAGUCAAGUCGUGCAUAUCAGACGAGGAGGAAGAGAAGCUCAUGCAGAUCACCAGCCUUCAUUCACUUAAUGCCUUCCUGUUGCCCAUCAAAACUGUUGGCGUCCAGGGAGAUUGCCGCUCUUACAGUUAUGUGUGUGGUGUCACAAGCAAAGAAGCACCUCAUUGGGAAUCUCUCAUGUUCCUGGCCAGACUCAUCCCUCGCAUGUGCCAUAGCAUCAAUAGAGUUGUCUAUGUAUUUGGGUCCCAUGUGAAGGAGUCACCAAUAGACAUCACUCCAACUUUCCUGACCACAGGCGUUCUAGGCACCCUCAGACAGGCUGACUUUGUUGCUCAUUCUAUCCUCAGAGAGUCGGGCUACUCUGGAAAGAUCAGCCAGAUGCCAGUCAUCCUGACCCCCCUGCACUUUGAUCGCGACCCACUGCAAAAGCAGCCAUCCUGCCGACGCUCUGUAGUGGUCCGCACGUUCAUCACCAGCGACUUCAUGACUGGCAUCCCCGCCACGCCAGGGAACCAUAUACCAGAGGAGGUGGUGCUAAAGAUGGUCAACGAGAUCAGAAAAAUCCCAGGCAUCUCCAGAGUCAUGUAUGACUUGACCUCCAAGCCACCUGGCACCACAGAGUGGGAAUAAAAAAAAUAAAAAUAAAUAACAUGGCAGUGAUAGUAGACACAUACACACAUUCAGUGCACAAACAAGUUAUCAGCGAAGGCUGGUGAACUCGUCACAACCAUUCAUCUCCUCUGUACAUCCCUUCGCCCCCUUUUUCGUCAACAUUCCCAAGGACGACAGACCAGGCUGUGAUCGGCGCUCCUUAUCCCCUUUUCUUAAUAAUUUUGGCGAUCAGAAAUUGAUGAUUUUUUUGUUUUUGUUUUUUGUUUUUUUUUGCUCCACAUUCAAAAAUGUGUUUAAAAAGUUAUUGGUUACCUUCUGUUGUGAGUCUACCUUCACAAUGGAGUGACAAGAUGCUGUAAACAUUUUAGGCUGUGGAUGUUGCAUUGCGUGAUGAGCACAGAAUACCCCUGUUAUGAAAACAGCAGAAUGACUGUUUUGUUCAUACCCCCCACCCACACAUACCCCUUUGGUCAAAGGUUGUCUUGUUGUAGUGGGUCUGAAUGUGUUCAUCCACUUACUUUCACUUUCUACCUGUAUACUGUGCUUUGAAGACGGUUGCCUGUCAUAAGUGGAGCUGAACAGACAGCCCUAUAUGUGUGACCAAUUAACAUUUUGUUAGCUCGUUUUGCCAAAAGUAGAUGCUUGUCUUUGGCACCUCCUGGUGGUCGUCACGGACAACAUCCUUACCAUUAUGGUUGGUUUGAAGCUGUGCAGGAGGCCUCAUAGGUAACUUUGUAUGUGCCUGUUUUUUGUUUUUUUUUCCUCUAAUGUGAUAAAGUUCUGGAUCCUGCUAUUUCCAGAAUAUAGUAUAACACUUUCUCAUUAGGCUGCAAUAUGUGGGCUUUUUAAACAAGAAUUAGUACAUAAUCAUUUGUGAAAUGUGGUCGUCUUUUGUUGCUGUUCUUGUGUUGAACAAGAGCGCGUCUUUGCACAUUUGUUCCUUUUUGAACGUAAAGCCUUCAGGCUUUAUCAACAUAACCCAGUCAUUGGGAGGAGUGGCCAUAUUAAAUGCUUAACUGUGUGGUUCGUCUCCUGCUCCAUUUUAAACUACAAAUGUUUUUCUAUUCUGAAUUGACAACUAUAGUUCAUUCUUUCCAUUUAAAUGUCACACGUGGCUCAGGUUUAACUGAGUUGGAACAAAUACACAUGGUCAAGGCGGUUCUGUGCCUCUAUGUUUAGUGGCAAUGUUACUUUAAAGUAAAUGGUUUGACAACA